AUGGCGCGGCGCACUGGCCCGACAUUGCGGAACGGCGCGGACGACCUGUCUCCGUCACUCCUGGUUGAGCAUAGCAAUGAGAUCGCUUCCCAAAGAAAAUCGAAGAUACGUUGGUUCCGACGGCCGAACCUCGUAAUGUGCGUCGUUGAAGAGUUCCACCGGUCCCAAUAUCAAGCGGAGGUUCGUGGCGGGAUUCCUAGUGUUAAGUUAAGGUUGGAGCGGGAGACGGGGGCUGCUGAAGGGCGGGAAGGCCUCGUCGAUCCCAUUCCAGCCCCGCGGAUCCGCUUUCUGUACGCCACUCCUCCGAUCUAUCCUGCCUCGGAGGUCGGGCUGGCAGACUUGCCGGCAGACGCGGAGGCCGCCCCCUUGCAUUUGUCCAUUCCCUUUGCGGUUGGGAGGCCAUUCGCCUGCGUCUUAACCUCAGACGACAAGCUCGGACACCAGUGGUCUAGCAUGUGCUCGGAGCUGAUACCCGAAAAGAGAGAAGCAAGGGAAGCAUAUAUGAGAGUAGAGAGCCGAAGCAAACAUCAUGGGAGGACCAUGAGGGAGAUGGCUGGGGAAAUUCCGGGACUACUCGGUGAAAGCACCCUUGAUGACUUGGAAUUCAAACUCCCAAGACCCCUGGCACUUGGGAGUCGACUUCGAGAAGCCAAGAACCCGGGGGCGGGGAAACCUGUUUCGGGAUGGACCUGCCUAAUAAAUGGAGAUGGGAAGUUGAAGGAAGAGUGGUGGUGCUGGGGUGAGGCAAAUCACGUUGGGACUUCUGAGUCUGUCCUUGUCUCGACUACUGUCGCUGGAGUUGUUGACUGGCGAACCCCGACGCUCGUUUCGUUUGCGUCGUCUGGCGUCCGAAGCCACGUCGAGAUCCGUUCCUCUCAAUUCAACCCCGGUCGUCAUAGAUUUCGCGGUCACGGUCCACGGUCCACAUCUUCGUGGCCCUCCCCCCUGUUCCAGUCUAGUCCCUCCCGGGGGGCCAAUGUCCUCCGAUCUAACCCUUUCUCCACUUGCCUCCCCUUUCCGCUCUACAACCGACCGUCCCGCCGCUUCUCUUUUCCGCAACAUUCAACUCGCCGUCGACCGACCAAGACACCUAUAGAGAAAAAACCCAAUCGAGGCUCCCCCAUCUUGACCAUCGAGGCCCUCUCGCUUUAG
Sodiomyces alkalinus F11 is the source of this 1152-nucleotide messenger RNA. RefSeq lists its product as hypothetical. The transcript has 11 exons. Bases 1 to 1152 code for a protein of 383 amino acids. Lineage: Eukaryota; Fungi; Ascomycota; Sordariomycetes; Glomerellales; Plectosphaerellaceae. The record is from RefSeq and is a predicted model, not a curated record.